UAGAUUGCCCCACCCCUGGCUGCGCCAGUGGCUCAUGUGCCGCUGUACCUGGCGCCGCCCCUGACUCGGCCCGCGGCGCACGGCCUGAGCCGAGGCCGCGGUUCAAUAAACCAGUACAGAACGGACCGCCGUGGUGUAACAUUGGCGACGAGGACGCGCGGUUCGCGUGGAACUAGCCAAGGAUGGCUGGUGUGGGGAGAAUGGCGGAGUUCGACCCACAGGCCGAAAGUUUCGGGACCUAUUCACGGCGCAUGGAACAAUUUUUCAUCGCUAAUGGUGUAAAGGAAGAGGAAGAAGUGCGUCGACGAGCAAUCUUCUUGAGUGUGGUGGGCAGUGACGUGUUUAGCCUACUCGAGGACCUGAUCGCGCCGGCCACGGUGAGCUCACUUAGCUACAAGGAGAUCAUCAAACUCCUGCUGGGACAUUUUGAGCCGGCAUCCUCAGCAAUCGUGGCACGGUUCAGCUUUAAUCGCGCCGUGAGAGAAGACGGAGAGUCUGUCUCGGCAUUUGUGGCUCGUUUGCGUCGGUUGGCCAAGCCCUGUCAUUUUCUGAGUGAAACACUGGAGGAAAUGCUGAGGGACAGGUUCGUGUGCGGCCUUCAAAAUGCACAUAUUCAAGCCAAGCUGCUGAAGGAGCAACAUCUCUCUCUGGCGUCGGCUAUUGACAUCGCCCAACUCAGCGAGGCGGCGGACGCAGACGCUUCGCUGUUGAGCGGAGCGGUCGCGGCGGAUGACGUCAUCCACGCGGUCAGCUGGCACGGUGCCAGGAGGGGCGGCGCUGGAGGUCGAGGCGGCGGCCGCGGCCGCGGUCGCGGUGGCUGGAUCAGCAGCGGCCAGCAGCGGAAUCUGCAGCAGCCCAGUCCCAGGACGGGUGGCGAGGCUGCAAUCUUCACUGGAUCUUCACCAGGACGGGUACGAGGCGGUGGCGACAGCGGACGGCGUCGGGGUGUCGCGCUCCGCCAGCCGCAGUGCCCGUACUGUCUGCGACAGCAGCACGCGGAGACGGAGGACUGUCCGGCGCGGCGGCUGCGCUGCUAUCGGUGCCACGCUGUGGGGCACGUGCGAGCCGCCUGUCGUGCCGGCUGGUCUCCGCGGGUGUAUCAUCUCGACGACGAUGGUCUGGAGGCAUUCCGAGACGGCGGCGGGCCCGGACCGUGGACUGAGAACCACGGCUCCGGGGUGAUGGACACGCGCCAGUCGUCGGGAGCGGCCGCUGCCGGGGAGUGCCGCGCAGCUGCAGAGGAAUCGGGUCCUGCUUACUUGGAAGCCCACAACUAGGACGCUACGCGGGCGAUCCGGUGAGCAUCGAGGUGGAUGCCGGAGUUCAGCCGCGCUUUUUCAAGGCUCGCCCGGUGCCCCUGGCGUACCGGGAGCAGGUGGAGCACCAGUUGCAGGCCGAGAUCGAUCGGGGCUUGUGGGAGCCCGUGAAAUCGAGUAAGUGGGCGGCACCGCUAGUGCUAGUGCCGAAAUCUGACGGGUCAGUGAGGAUUUGUGGGGACUACCGUCUGACCAUUAAUAAAGCGGCUCCGGUGGAGCAGUAUCCUUUACCGCGUUUUGAAGAGCUCUCAGCAAAGCUCCAGGGGAGUACGGUGUACUCAAAGGUUGAUCUCAAAUCGGCCUAUAAUCAGCUCCCUCUAGACGAAAAAUCGCGAGAAUAUCUUACCGUCAACACUCUAAAAGGCUUACUGAAGCCCACGAGACUUGGGUUUGGUUAUUCAUCCGCACCAGCACUUUUC
This is a messenger RNA of Amphibalanus amphitrite, 1735 nucleotides long. RefSeq lists its product as uncharacterized. Lineage: Eukaryota; Metazoa; Arthropoda; Thecostraca; Balanomorpha; Balanidae. The transcript has 2 exons. The record is from RefSeq and is a predicted model, not a curated record. Bases 183 to 1277 code for a protein of 364 amino acids.